Vitis riparia (riverbank grape) is the source of this 1047-nucleotide messenger RNA. RefSeq lists its product as uncharacterized. The transcript has 3 exons. NCBI's taxonomy places the organism in Eukaryota, Viridiplantae, Streptophyta, Magnoliopsida, Vitales, Vitaceae. The coding region runs from base 112 to 873 and encodes 253 amino acids. The record is from RefSeq and is a predicted model, not a curated record.
CAUGGGAUCAUCUCAUAUGCGCAGUGGACAUUGACCAAGAUGCCCUUGACCAAACCCAGUAAAUACAUGACCGUUGAUGGUCCCUAUCAAGACGAUUGACCCACUACCUCCAUGGUAGGACCAGGAGGGUAUUUGGGUAUUUUCAUUCCAAUGUUCAUGCAUGAAUUUCAAACGUACAAAACCCACCCUCUUCAUGUGAAAACAGAGAAGAAGAAGCGCAAGGAGCCUCUCCACAGUCCACUCCUCCCAUCAUUAAUUUCUAUAAAUAAUCGAAACCCAGUUCACAGAAUGAAAGAUCGGGACAUGGGUUCGGAUCAAUUUCUCCCAAUUUCAUCUCCCAAGCUCCCAAUUUACUCGCUACCAGUGAAGAAGGAGGAGCCUCCGGGGAUGUUGACGCCGCCGCUGCAGGCUGCUGUUUCGGUGCCAUUCGAGUGGGAGGAGGCGCCGGGGAAGCCCAGGGCCUGGAAUAGAGGAGAGAAAGCUAGGAGUGCCCGGUGUCUGGACCUGCCGCCGAGGAUGUCGGCAAGGGUGAAAAUUAGCGAUGUUUGCUCUCCGACCACUGUGUUGGAGGGGCCAUACGUGGGGAGAUCAGUUUCCUUUGGAAAUGGAGGAGGAAAGAGCGAUGGAGCGAAGGAGAGAUCCAGGUUCGGGUCUUCGAGGUGGAUGAGCUUGAAGGAGAAUGGAGAGGUUGGUGGUGUUAGAGGUGGGGAUGUAGAAGAACCUGGUGGCAGUGUCGCGGCCGGCGGUGGUGGUGAGAAGGAGACGAAGGUAAAGAUUACAAGGAUGACUAGAAAAGGCAGUUUCUUGGGCAUGUCUUCAACCAGGUCUCAUCUCUGGGAACAAUGUUCCUGCUCUUCAGUCGAGCGUCUGUGAAAGCUUCAAACAAGUAGUUCCGUGGAGACCAAAGCCAGAAAAAAUGAGGAAGAUGAAAUCCAUUCGAUCUGCAAUACUAUAAUAACACCAUAUUUCGUGCAAGAAAGAUGUUUGAUUUUACCCAAAAAAAUGUUUCAACUAAUGUAUAAAAAUAAAUUAUUUACUUUAUAUCUA